GUUGUUGUUGAGGCGCUAUGGUGUGUAAGCUCGGCCUCGAUCUUUUCCCGUGAGUUUCUGUCGCGUUCUGCGGGUUUCAUGUUCCGUGCCACCGAGAUCAAGAGCUUCGGUAAAGCGGGAACCAGCUGGCACUUUCAGAGGACGAUGGAUGAGCUGGUCCAUGAUCUGGUGUCUGCUCUGGAGGAGAGUUCCGAACAAGCCCGCGGCGGCUUCGGUGAUGGUGGCGAUCACGCCCUGGCCGUCGGUUGCCUGCUGAAACGACAGGCGCGCAAGCGCCGUGGCCGGAAACGGCGGUCCGACAACCCUCACCCGCCAUGGGACACCUGCCACCUGAGCGAAGGAUCCGAAUCCAGCUUGGAGGAGCAGAAAGACUACCGGUCCUCCACGACAGCAGGGGGCGCUCACACCCGCGACAGCGAUAGCGACGAGCAGCUGGGCGCGAAACGGCGUACGCCGCUCACCGCGGACUCCGGCAGGGGGAAGAGACCGCUUUGGAUGGAGGAUUUGAGCGGAGCGGACGUUUUAGGAACGUGUAGUUUACGGAGACGUCGGAAAGUCAAGCGCAUGGCUGUUGAUCCGCCACUAGAUGUCGCCACCAUGCUGGCGCCUCCCAGACCGUCCGGAGUGGGUGGCAGCAGGGAGUUUCUGGAGGGGAAAGGAGGUGAAGCGGGCAAAAGCAGGGUGAAGAAAAGGAAGUAUACAGCACAGAGACUCGCACAAGAUGCGGCGGAUGAAGGCGUGGUGGUGGAGAGCGAGGAGGCGGGACAGGCGCCCAAAGACAAGAUGGAAUUUGAGGAGCAUAAGGGCUCAGAUGAGGAGAUGAGUGACAGGUGCGAGACCAGCAGUGUAAGUAACAGCAGUGAUGGGGGUCUGUACACUAACGACGAGGGAAGGCAAGGCGAUGAUGAGCAGAGCGAUUGGUUCUAUGAGGGCGAGCCGGGUGGGGCUUGUGGAAUUGCGGGCGUUGUGCCGUGGUGGGAGAGAGAUUCUAAUGAGCUUGACCUCAAUGACCCCGUAUUCAACAGCAUACUCACUGGAGCAUUCCCAAUAAUGUCACAGGGAUCUCAAAGAGGGUUUCAAGCACGGCUCGCGCGGCAGGCCUGUCUUCAGCAGUCGCAGGGAGCCUCUCAGGGAAUUGUUCCCAACAGACUAUCCAGAUUAUCUCAGGAUCCUCACGACUCGUGGUUCAGUGCUGGGACAAGAAGAGACCAAUUGCUUUGGGAUUCCCGUAGCGACAGAAGCCACAGGAAAAGCUGCUCUUUAAAGACUGCCAGCAGACAGACGAGUGGUCACCUUGGUUCUUUAUGUACUGGAGAUAUAAAGAGACGACGAAAAGCUGCACCGGUAGCAGCCCCUUCAGCCUCAGGUGUGGUGGCGGCUGAGUGCGCUCCUCCGCUCCCCGAGUCAAAUGUGGGAAACCGUAUGCUGCAAAGUAUGGGUUGGACCCCAGGGUCGGGUCUGGGUCCUGACGGCAGAGGAAUCACAGAGCCCAUUCGAGCGUCUCAGAGGCCGAAGGGAGCCGGACUGGGCUUUAACUGAGCUCCACCUGAAAACAAAGAGAGAAACUCGCACUGAGACCCAGGGCCUCUCUCUCCCCAUUAAACUCGCCUUUAACGGCAGCCAGCCAGCAGAGGGCAGCACUGGGGUCAGAUAACUUGAGAUGGACAGAAUGUAUGAAUGAAAGUAAAGACCAGCACAGAGGAGGACUGACUAGAGCUGCCUCACUGCCAAACACACACACACACACACACACACACACCGAUUCAUUUCAACACAGCCGUUAAAGCUCACCAGAUAUGCAACCAUGUGUUAGUUGCUUUAAUUUUUAAAGAUCAUUAUAUUCAAGAAAAUUAAUUUGGCAUUUUUAUUAAUAUUCCAUUAUUUUUCUCUCAAAAUAGUGGAGUAGAAAUGUUAAGAAAAUGAAGCGCAUUUUACACCCAAAAACAUCUUGUUGCUAUGAUGGAAAAUCUGUUAUGAUUAUAAUAAGACCAACUCAUUUGCAUCACUGUAAUACAAAUUGUCACAAUGAUUUUUUUUUUAUUAUUAAAAAUAAGCUGAAAUUAAAUUCAGUGCUUCAAAUACAAGUAUGAUUAUGCAUUUUUACAAUUGUGUUUUACAAAUUCACUUUACAAUUGAAUAUAUAUUUAGUAUUCACAUUACAGUAAUGGGAAUUUGUGCUUAAAAUAUUGGCCUAAAAAUGAUGUCACAAUGAAAACAAAUAUAAUGGUUUAAAAUAGGCUUCAUUUUCUUUAUGGAAAAUUUUCAUUUAUAAUUUUUUACUAUAUAUAUAUAUUAUAAUGUUUUGUUCAAUUAUUGUGGAAUUAUGGCCAGGACAUGUUCUUGACAUGUUUCAUUAGAUACAACCAGUAAUUCAUUCAUACAUUAUAACAAACAAACAGCCAAACAUCAGCACUCAGAGGAUACCAGCUAAAAUUAGCAUUGUUUUAGGUUUAAUUUUUUUUAAUAAUUUUUAGAAUAUUUUAAAUAUUCAUUUUCAAUUCAGAAAGUCUUGUAAAUGUGUUUUAGCCAAUUAGAUCAGUCUAAAUUAUCCUGUGUCUCCUGUAUUCAUUUGAUAUUUGAUUAAGAAAUGUUUUUUAUUAUUAUUAUUACAUUAGAUAUUUCAUAUAAUAUUAUAUAUUAUUUCCAGAUGUGGGUCCUGUUUUUCUAAAUGUUUGUGCAGAUAGGUUGCACUAAUAAUGAAAUUAGUUUUGAUCAUUUUUCCUGCCGCAUGCACUCUCAUGAAAACCGUUCUGCGUGUAUUAUAUGCUGAAAUUGUGCAGAUUGAGUUGAGCAUGAAUAGUUCACCCAGAAAUGAAAAGUAAUUUACUCACCCUCAUACAGGUUUAGAACAACAUGAGGGUGAGUAAAUGAUCACAGAAUAAUUUAAUGAUGACAUUCAUGACUCUUUCCGUGGCCCUCAUAGGGGUUUUGGGGUUAAUUCCGUAUUAGUUACAGUGUGUUAAGCUGGUUUUUGCCUCACAAUUUGAAAUUCUGUGAAAUGCUUGUAUUUCUGGGCAGAGUUUGAGUAGUGAAUAGGAUCAAUGGACUGAAUUGGCUUAAUUAAAAGGGAAUUAACCAUUCAGCACGAUAACACACUUACUGACGAUUGUCAGCUCUGGUUGUCACAGAUGAUUUGUAAAGGUGUAGAUCAUGGCAUUGUUUGGUAAACACUUUAAUGCCUCUUAUCAGCAAUCCCAGAUAUCCGGAGAUACUUCUAACUCCCAGAUAAUCAGAGAUACUUCUAACUCUUAGCAUUAGGUGUGGAGAGACAGGAAGUGUCGUUAGAGCACUUCCUGUCUGGCAUAUGGUUUGUGCAGUGCUGCCAUUUAAAGGGAUAGUUCACUCAAAAAUUUAAAUUCUGUCAUCGAUAAUUCACCUUCAUGUUGUUCCAAACUUGUGUGGCUUUCUUCCUCUGAAAUGAGAUGUUUGGCAGAAUGUUAUGGACUGACAUUCUCAGUCACCAUUCACUUUCAUUGCAUCUUUGUUUUCCAUACAAUAAAAGUGAACUAAGACAAGCAUUCUGCCUAACAUCUCCUCUUGUCUUCCAGGGAAGAGAUAAACUCAAUGUAUUUUCAUUUAGUGUUUAUUAACCCUUUAAUAUGUUGUAAAUGUUGUUUGCACUAUGAUGUUAGAAAUUAGGAUUUUAGCAUGUCAGUUUGUCUGUUCAUGAUCUUUACGACACACCAACUAAAUAAACAUGCCAUAAACAUGCCGACUUUUGGAGUAUUUUGAGAACAAGGAUGUGGUUUCUGUACGAAUGUUAUGAAGUCAAGGUGACAUACUGUUCAUGUACUAUAGAUCGGUAUUAAAGUAUUCUCUG
Molecule: messenger RNA, 3820 nt
Organism: Xyrauchen texanus (razorback sucker)
Lineage: Eukaryota; Metazoa; Chordata; Actinopteri; Cypriniformes; Catostomidae
Gene: gpatch2
Product: G patch domain containing 2
Exons: 10
Coding region: 79-1539 (486 amino acids)
Molecular function (GO): nucleic acid binding
Source: RefSeq, a predicted model, not a curated record